UCUGUGAGUCACAGUAGCGCUAUGCUUGCACGAUUAACUUGAUAUGUGACCGGCUAAAAGGCGUUGCUAAGCUUAGAUCCAUUUAAGGGACCGAAAUCGGCGAACAAUAGCUCAUACCCUUCAAAGAAAUCGGGGCGUAGAGGACUUUACUCCUCAGAUCAAGCAUGAGGGUUGUAUAUCUUGUGCUUGUGGUUGCUGUAAUUAUCGCCAUCACGGAGGCUAAAUCCGUGAAAAAGAGCAAGACCCGAUCUCCUAAACAUCCCCGUCAUCGUACACUCGCAGAUGAUUACAAAUUGAAUAGGAUAUCCGCCAAGUACUGCAAGGAUUAUGACGAUAGCUGCAAGGCAUUCGGAAAAAUAGCAAAGAAAGACAAGAAAAGCUGCUUCAACAAUCCUGACAAGGCACGUAUGGCAUGUCCUGUCAGCUGCAAGCUUUGCGACAAAAAAACAUUCCACAAGAAAAGCAAACUGAGCGAUGUGGUAGUUGUUCGUGCGAUGUGUGUAGAUAUAGAGGUCGACCAGUGCAAUCCAGACGUGUGUUACACCAAUCCCGACUGGGCCACUGAAAACUGCAGAAAAACAUGCAUGCUCUGCAAACCAGACAUUCGAGGCCCAUGUGACACUGAUCCUCGAUGCCCUUUCUGGGGUCAGUACGGCUACUGUAGCACCGCUACUUACAUUGACAACCACUGUCCGUACAACUGCGAUGUCUACAGUUAUGUCCCUGAAGCGCCGCAGCCAUAUCCACUACCCAUUGAGCCUUUGUAUGCAUACCAGCCUCUUCCCUACCCCACAGCACCCCCGGGUGUAACUCCUGCGACCCUACCUCCCUACUACGAGAACGCUCCCCAGCCUACCUACGCACCUGGUGCACAGUAUCCAGCUGCAACUGCAGCACCCGCACCCUCAGCUCCUGGGGCAACAGCAGCACCCGCACCCUCAGCUCCUGGGGCGACCGCGGCACCCGCACCCUCAGCCCCUGAGGCGACCGCGGCACCUGCACCCUCAGCCCCUGAGGCGACCGCGGCACCCGCACCCUCAGCCCCUGAGGCGACAGCGGCGCCCGCACCCGCCCCUGAGGCUGCUCCCUCGGAGCCUGAGGCAGCACCCGCGCCCGCCCCCGCCCCUGAGAUGGCACCCGCCCCUGCCCCUGAGAUGGCACCCGCCCCUGAGGCUGCUUCAGCACCCGCCCCUGAGGCGGCACCAGCACCUGAGGCUGCUUCAGCACCCGCCCCUGAGGCGGCACCAGCACCUGAGGCUGCUUCAGCACCUGCCCCUGAGGCUGCUUCAGCACCCGCCCCUGAGGCGGCACCAGCACCUGAGGCUGCUUCAGCACCCGCCCCUGAGGCGGCACCUGCACCAGAGGCUGCACCUUCUGAGCAGCCCAUGCCUGGCAAGAAGAGUAAGAGCAAGCCGAGCAAGAGGAAGGGAGUCAAGAAAAGCAAGAGUGGACACAAGAGACACCACUAACUGAUUGGGCAUGUUAUAUCAUUGGUUUGCUUUGUUAAGCAAUCUUAUAAUGCUUGAUAGUCAUGAAUAGAAUAAAAGAUAAUAAAGAA
Molecule: messenger RNA, 1558 nt
Organism: Nematostella vectensis (starlet sea anemone)
Lineage: Eukaryota; Metazoa; Cnidaria; Anthozoa; Actiniaria; Edwardsiidae
Product: nematocyst expressed protein 3-like
Exons: 7
Coding region: 165-1469 (434 amino acids)
Source: RefSeq, a predicted model, not a curated record